AUUUGUCAAGGAAGUUACUGAGAGAAGUGAACGAGAGAGACCUAAAGGAAACUCAAGCUGAGCUGCAAGUCCUCACAGGGUGCUGCCAUCUGUCGCCACCAAGGACAGGAGAGGAGACAAGACCAUGUGGCAGUUCCCUGCUCUGCUCAUCCUCUUCCUCCCAGGCUGCUGCACGGCUCAGGAUCCAGUCACAGGUCCAGAGGAGGUGAGCGGUCAGGAGCAGGGCUCCUUGACAGUGCAGUGCAGAUAUGACUCAGGCUGGAAGGAUUACAAGAAGUACUGGUGCCGAGGAGCUUAUUGGAAAUCAUGUGAGAUUCUCGUUGAAACCGAUGCAUCAGAGCAGUUGGUGAAGGAAAACCGUGUGUCCAUCAGGGACGACCAGACAGACUUCAUCUUCACAGUGACCAUGGAAGACCUGAGGAUGAGCGAUGCUGACAUUUACUGGUGUGGAAUUACGAAAGCUGGAACUGAUCCCAUGUUUAAAGUUAACGUGAACAUUGACCCAGAAAUUUCAACUACAAUCAUGACGACGACAGCCACAGUUCUGCCAUCCACAGUUCUGACAUCCACAGUUCUGACAUCCACAGUUCUGACACCCACAACACCAACCACGGAGAGCAUUGGCACAGAGAACAUUGGCCAGGUCCCUGUUGAGCAGCAUCUCCUUCUUGCUGAUGGUCUUUGUGGUGGUUCCCCUCCUCCUGAGCAUGCUCAGUGCUGUUCUCUGGGUGAACAGGCCUCAGAGACACUAUGGGGGAGGUGAAAUUGGCCUGGUGGAAACCCAUAGAUCUGAUGCCCUGGACGGAGAGAAACACUUCCCAGGAGAUGAAAAAUAAUCUUUCUCCCUCUCCCUCUCCCUCUCC
Molecule: messenger RNA, 863 nt
Organism: Mus musculus (house mouse)
Lineage: Eukaryota; Metazoa; Chordata; Mammalia; Rodentia; Muridae
Gene: Cd300ld5
Product: CD300 molecule like family member D5
Exons: 4
Coding region: 125-763 (212 amino acids)
Source: RefSeq, a predicted model, not a curated record